CGCCCGCCCGGUUGCUUGGGGCCGAGCGUCCGGACCGGACCGGGCCGGGGCACGCAGGGUCCGUCCGUCCGAGGCCUCCCCCAGGAUGACGUCCGGCGGCGGGAGAUAGCGGGCCCCGCCCCGGAUCGGUGGCCCCGGGACAGGGCGCAGCGUGGCCCCCCCUCCCCACCGCCCGCACCCGGGAUGGAGCUGGACGCGCUGGACUGGCUGCUGACCCCCCUGUCCCAGCUGGUGUCGUGGGGGGCGGCCGCCGCCAUGGUGUUUGGGGGAGUGGUCCCUUACAUCCCCCAGUACCGAGACAUCAAGAGGACGCAGAACGCGGACGGUUUCUCCACCUACGUGUGCCUGGUGCUCCUGGUGGCCAACGUCCUGCGCAUCCUUUUCUGGUUCGGCCGGCCGUUUGAGUCUCCUCUCCUGUGGCAGAGCGUCAUCAUGACGGCCACCAUGCUGCUGAUGCUCAAACUCUGCACCGACGUGCGGGUGGCCAACGACCUCGGCGGGAAGCGCCGCGCCUUCACAGCGGCAGAUAGUCAGGAUGAAGAACUCCGAGCCCCAUCCCAACGCUCCUACCUGGAUUUCGACUUGCACCACUUCUGGCGCUGGAACCGGUUCAGCGACUACGUGCAGUGCCUGCUGUCCUUCGCCGUGGUGGCCGGCUACCUCACGUACCUCUCUCUGGACUCCGUGCUGUUCGUGGAGACUCUGGGCUUCCUCGCCGUCUUCACCGAGGCCAUGCUCGGCCUGCCCCAGCUCUACCGGAACCACCAGAACCGGUCCACGGAGGGAAUGAGCAUCAAGAUGGUGUUGAUGUGGACCAGCGGAGACACCUUCAAGACGGUCUACUUCAUCCUCAACAAGGCCCCCUUUCAGUUCUCGGUGUGCGGGCUGCUGCAGGUGUGCGUCGACGUGGCCAUCCUGCUACAGGUCCACCUGUACGCCGCCCACCCCCAGAAGCCGGCGGCCCACUCCGCCCACCCAGACAGUGCCAAGGCCCUUUAGGGGGCCGGGCCGGCCCCGUCCACCCCGGGAGCCCCGGACACGGAGGUAGCGGCCGGGGGUGGGAAGGCCGCGGCUGGAUGGACCGCCUGCUGAGCCGGAAUGUCUUCCCACCUCCCCGUUGGUGCACGGGGAGGGGGGCCACACCAGGCCGCCCCCCACCCGUCAGUCCACGCGGUGCUCCCGGGUGAGAGAGCACAGAUCCGGAGCUGGUUUUCCUAUCACAAGGGCUGGAUUCUCAUUUUUUAGACUAUUUAAAUACCCUGCACCAACCCCCACCCCACAGGUGCCCCCCGAAACACCGGUAGGCGGGGUCGCUUGCACCCGGAGAGCCAUCGGCAGAGGGGAGACCCGAGGAGCCGGGCACGCGUCGCGUUCAGGUCGGGAGUCUCCCCGGAACGGGCCCGCGGUGGGGAGACGGCAACAUGGGGUGGACGGAUGAGAUUGGCUGGAGCGGGGGACCGGUCACUAAUUCCUCCCCCGUCGUGGGGUUGUUUGUGUCCGGAUUUGGCCCAGGAGGCCGACUGCCUUCUGGGAGCCUGGCGUUGGCGAGGGGCCGGGCUGGGGAAUGAGCUGGUGGUCGCUAUCACUCCCCCUCCCUCCCUAGCUCCAGCUCGGGGCAGAACACUUUUUUUAAGUAUUUAUAAUCAGGUCCACGGCGCUCCUUGGAUGGCGGGCGGGCGGGUCCUGGCAUUGCUCCGUCCAGAUGGGCCUGGCUGCCCGGGGCUGGGCCGGGGCUCCACGGCAGGACCGGUUGGGGUUGGGGCCACUGCGGGGGGGGUCUCUCGUCUGUCCUCUUGGCCUUUGGUGCACCCCCAGCUCGGAUUUUGCAGGGUGUCCCAGCGAGUUCACACCCAUGACCCCCACCGGAACGGGGAGGGUGGAGCGUGACUCGAUUUGUUGCUGGACUGAGAGGACUGCGGGGGGGCGGAGAGGGUUGAGGUGAG
This is a messenger RNA of Tachyglossus aculeatus (Australian echidna), 1943 nucleotides long. It is a transcript of the gene SLC66A2, whose product is annotated as solute carrier family 66 member 2. Gene Ontology annotation, biological process: phospholipid translocation; retrograde transport, endosome to Golgi. Gene Ontology annotation, cellular component: endosome; trans-Golgi network. The record is from RefSeq and is a predicted model, not a curated record. Lineage: Eukaryota; Metazoa; Chordata; Mammalia; Monotremata; Tachyglossidae.